AUUCGAUCUCGAAAAUAACUCAACUGUUAAGACACUCAGUUUCCGACCAUGGUAGCGUCAGAAAUGGCAGCUCUUCUCUUUUUAUUCACUUCUCUGCUGCUGAGAGGUUCCUUUGUUCACAGUCAAGGGCUCCAGAUCGGAUUCUACGACUCUUACUGUCCUGAUGCCGAGGAUAUUGUGAGGUCUACUGUCGAACAGUACUACGACAAGGAUGCCACCAUCGCCCCAGGCUUGCUCAGGCUACACUUUCAUGACUGCUUCGUUCAAGGUUGUGAUGGAUCAGUCUUGAUUUCUGGAGCAUCUUCUGAACGGAGUGCCCCACAAAAUUUUGGUCUGAGGGGGUUUGAGGUGAUAGAUGACGCUAAAUCCCAGCUGGAAGCUGUGUGCCCUGGCGUAGUGUCUUGUGCUGAUAUACUGGCUCUUGCCGCACGUGAUGCCGUUGAUCUGACCGGUGGGCCAAGCUGGUCAGUGCCACUGGGGAGAAGAGACGGCAGAAUUUCAUUAGCUUCUGGUGCUAAGGCCUUGCCAUCUCCUGCCGAUCCUGUAUCUGUUCAGAGGCAGAAGUUCGCGGAUCAAGGCCUGUCAGACCAUGACCUCGUAACAUUAGUCGGUGCCCACACCAUCGGGCAGACGGACUGCCAGUUCUUCAGCUACCGUCUGUUCAACUUCACGGCGACGGGCAACGCGGACCCGACCAUCAGCCCGGCGUUCCUGGCGCAGCUCCGGGCGCUGUGCCCGCCCAACGGCGACCCGGGGCGGCGGGUGGCGCUGGACAGGGACAGCCCCGGCGCGUUCGACGUGGCCUUCUUCAAGAACGUCCGGGACGGCAACGCCGUGCUGGAGUCGGACCAGCGGCUGUGGAGCGACGCCGCCACGCAGGGCGCCGUGCAGAAGUACGCCGGCAACGUCCGGGGCCUGCUCGGGCUCCGCUUCGCCUACGAGUUCCCUAAGGCCAUGGUGCGGAUGAGCAGCGUCGCCGUGAAGACCGGCGGGCAGGGCGAGAUCAGGAGGAGGUGCUCCAGGAUCAACUAACUUUAUGAUGAAGCGCUCCGCUAUAAGUUGCAGUGUCCGUGUGCGAAUCGGAACUGCUUCGUGUGUUGGCACGUCGUGCUUCACCGGGGACAAACAAAUUGGCUCCGGCCUGUGGUGUUUGUUUGUUUGUUUGUUCUUGCCUGUCACUUUCUUUCCUUUUUCUGUAUCUGAAGGCACCCUGCAUAAUUCGUCCAACAUCCUGUGCCUAGUCGCCGAGCAUGCGCUAGAUCAGUCUGUGGAGCGGACUCAUUCUGAAUGUAUGUGAAUCAGUGCAUGUAAGUUCGCGCUGUAGCUUGACAAUGGAAGAUGCGUCUGUAAGAUGGAAUGCUUUAUCGAAUACAAUCGAAUGCGUAAUGACAGCAAA
Setaria italica (foxtail millet) is the source of this 1396-nucleotide messenger RNA. Its product is annotated as peroxidase 25. The record is from RefSeq and is a predicted model, not a curated record. Gene Ontology annotation, molecular function: heme binding; peroxidase activity. Gene Ontology annotation, biological process: response to oxidative stress; hydrogen peroxide catabolic process. Bases 49 to 1032 code for a protein of 327 amino acids. The transcript has 4 exons. NCBI's taxonomy places the organism in Eukaryota, Viridiplantae, Streptophyta, Magnoliopsida, Poales, Poaceae. Gene Ontology annotation, cellular component: plant-type cell wall; plasmodesma.